This is a messenger RNA of Arabidopsis arenosa, 4902 nucleotides long. The record is from the annotation of a GenBank genome assembly. Lineage: Eukaryota; Viridiplantae; Streptophyta; Magnoliopsida; Brassicales; Brassicaceae.
ACCACCGUUCUCUCUCCAUCGGCAAUCGCCGUCAGCUCAUUAUCUCCGCCGCCAUUCACUAUCCCAGAAGCGUUCCAGCUAUGUGGCCAUCACUUGUUCAAACAGCUAAAGAAGGAGGCUGCAACGCAAUCGAAUCUUAUGUGUUUUGGAAUGGCCAUGAGCCAUCUCCUGGAAAGUAUUAUUUUGGUGGCCGGUAUAAUAUAGUGAAGUUCAUCAAGAUUGUUCAGCAAGCUGGAAUGCAUAUGAUUCUGCGCAUCGGUCCUUUUGUUGCGGCUGAGUGGAACUACGGGGGAGUCCCGGUUUGGCUGCAUUACGUGCCAGGAACAGUCUUCAGGGCGGAUAAUGAGCCAUGGAAGCAUUACAUGGAGAGUUUCACGACGUAUAUGGUAAACCUGUUGAAAAAAGAGAAGCUAUUCGCACCACAGGGCGGUCCAAUAAUCUUGUCUCAGGUGGAAAACGAGUACGGGUAUUAUGAAAAGGAUUACGGAGAAGGAGGGAAAAGGUAUGCUCAAUGGUCUGCUUCUAUGGCUGUUUCACAGAACAUUGGUGUUCCAUGGAUGAUGUGCCAGCAGUGGGAUGCCCCUCCGACUGUGAUUAGUACCUGCAAUGGCUUUUACUGUGACCAGUUCACACCUAAUACACCAGAUAAACCCAAGAUUUGGACUGAGAACUGGCCUGGAUGGUUUAAAACUUUUGGAGGCAGAGACCCUCACAGACCAGCAGAGGAUGUAGCUUACUCUGUUGCUCGGUUUUUCGGGAAAGGUGGAAGUGUUCACAAUUACUACAUGUAUCACGGAGGAACGAAUUUUGGACGUACUUCAGGAGGACCUUUUAUCACUACAAGCUAUGACUAUGAAGCUCCGAUCGAUGAGUAUGGAUUGCCUAGAUUACCAAAAUGGGGACACCUUAAGGAUCUCCACAAAGCUAUAAUGCUCUCUGAAAACUUGCUGAUCAAUGGCGAGCAUCAAAAUUUUACAUUAGGCCAUUCACUCGAGGCUGAUGUGUACACAGACUCUUCGGGAACUUGUGCUGCGUUUCUGUCAAACUUGGAUGAUAAAAAUGACAAGACGGUGAUGUUUCGAAACACGUCAUACCACUUGCCUGCUUGGUCAGUUAGCAUUCUACCUGACUGCAAGAACGAGGUUUUCAACACAGCAAAGGUAACUUCGAAGUUCUCCAAGGUUGAAAUGUUACCUGAAGAUUUGAGAUCUUCAUCAGGUCUUAAAUGGGAAGUGUUCUCCGAGAAACCGGGUAUUUGGGGAGAAGCAGACUUUGUGAAAAACGAACUUGUCGAUCAUAUCAACACCACCAAGGACACAACUGACUAUCUUUGGUACACAACAAGUAUAACAGUCAGUGAUAAUGAAGAGUUCCUAAAGAAAGGAAGUCCUCCUGUUCUGUUUAUUGAAUCAAAGGGACAUACUCUUCAUGUUUUCAUAAACAAAGAGUACUUAGGAACUGCGACAGGGAAUGGGACUCAUGUGCCUUUCAAACUCAAGAAAUCAGUUGCUCUCAAAGCGGGCGAAAACAAUAUUGAUUUGCUUAGCAUGACUGUUGGUCUUUCGAAUGCAGGAUCCUUUUAUGAAUGGGUUGGAGCUGGACUUACAAGCGUCUCAAUCAAAGGUUUCAACAAGGGCACAUUAAAUUUGACAAAUAGCAAAUGGUCCUACAAGCUCGGCGUGCAAGGAGAGCAUCUAGAACUGUUCAAGCCAGGUAACUCCGUGGAUGUGAAAUGGACGGUGACUACGAAACCUCCAAAGAAACAGCCUUUGACUUGGUAUAAGGUUGUGAUAGACCCACCUUCUGGGAGUGAGCCGGUGGGGCUUGAUAUGAUGAGUAUGGGAAAAGGCAUGGCAUGGUUAAACGGGGAAGAGAUAGGAAGAUAUUGGCCCAGGAUAGCAAGAAAGAGCACCCCGAAUGACGAAUGCGUAAAAGAAUGCGAUUACAGAGGCAAAUUCAUGCCGGAUAAAUGCCUAACUGGAUGUGGAGAGCCAUCUCAGAGAUGGUAUCAUGUUCCAAGAUCAUGGUUCAAGUCUUCCGGGAAUGAGCUGGUGAUCUUCGAGGAGAAAGGAGGCAAUCCCAUGAAUAUAAAGUUAUCCAAAAGGAAAGUUUCGGUGGUGGGUUGGCUAGAUAUGGAGGAGGAGGUUGAUGUGAUAAUUGUAAGUGAAUUGGGGAGGCUUGAAAUUGCAAGAGCAGCAGCGGCAAGGAAAAGAGGGAAAAAGUUAAGGGCUUGUUUGCGUAAGAGAAAUUCCCAACUGGCCUAUGGUUUUGAUUAUGGAUCUGACUUUUGCAUAGUUGAGCCUCCUGUGAGCAAUGAUUAUGAUGUCACCAUUUAUGCUAGGCUUGGACUCUACUGCUACAAUUUUCAAAAGGGGACAAACUUAAAGUUUGUGCGCUGGGAAAAGUAUAAUACUGAGUUCACUUCUUACUUUGACCACUACAUCACUUUGGCGGCAAGGGAUCCGUCCUGCAACUCUGUCUUCUCUUUUCAGACUGUGUUCAGUGCUGCUGGAUGUUCUACCGAAGAUACUUAUCUUGUAAAAACCUGGAGGGUCUUGGCCUGCAGACCCACAUGUGGCAAGCCUGUGAAUGAAUAUUGGGACCGGGAGAAAGAAAUAGAUCCCUUCUACACAGGUCUAAUGCCCAAAUGGUUGUCUGAUGAGGCCUUGGCCACUGACAACAAAAAGUAUUACGUGGUGCAAGAAUCAGAGCUGCAUGAGAAUGACUGGCUGCAUGUAUUCAUGGAAAUGGCAUUCUUACAAGCAAAUCCUGAAUUGGAGGCUGCCCCACCCUUGGAGAUCAUCAAGGUAGUUGUAGAAACUAAAGAAGAUUACAUAACUGAGGCGUGUGAGAAGCUCCACGCAGAGAAUGCAAUCUUCUAUAUAAGUUACAAGUGCACAGGUUUCCCUGGUGAUCACAUAGCUAUCACAUGGAAAAGUGGUUUCGUUGGUGAUCACAAAGCUAUCAUAAGGAAAACCAUGGAUGGGAUACCAGGACACAUGAGUCUUGAAAUUGCUUCUGAACGCCGGAAUAUUACUACUUUCCUAUCAGGGAUGAUUUCGGUUUUGAUUUUCCAGGGUUUUGAUUUUGGAUCUGACUUUAGAAUAAUUAAGCCUCCUGUGUACGGUGAUUAUGAUCUCACCCUUUAUGCUAGGCUUGGACUCUACUGCUACAAUUUUCAAAAGGGAACAAACAUUAAGUUUAAGAGUUGGGAAAAGUAUAAUACUAUGUACACUUCUUACCUUGACUACUACAUCACUUUGGAGGCAAUGGAUCCGACCUCCAAAUCUGCCUUCUCUUUUCAAACUUUGUUCAGUGCUUCUGGGUGUACUAGGGAAGGUACCUAUGUUAUACAUACCUGGAGGAUCUUGGCCUGCAGACCCACAUGUAACAAGCCUGUGAAUGAUUAUUGGGACCGGGAGAAAGAAAUAGAUCCCUUCUACACAGGUGAAAUGCCCAAAUGGUUGUCUGAUGAGGCCUUUGCCACUGACAACAAAAAGUAUUACGUGGUGCAAGAAUCAGAGCUGCAUGAGAAUGACUGGCUGCAUCUAUUCAUCGAAAUCGCAUUCUUGAAAGAAAAUCCUGAAUUGGAGGCUGCCCCACCCUUGGAGAUCAUCAAGGUAGUUGUAGAAACUAAAGAAGAUUACAUAACUGAGGCGCGUGAGAAGCUCCACGCAGAGAAUGCAAUCUUCUACAUAAGUUACAAGCAUAUAGGUCUUUCUUCAAGUGAUCACAAAGCUAUAAUAAGGAAAACCAUGGAUGGGAUACCAGAACAUAUGAGUCUUGAAAUUGCUUCUAAACGCCGGGCUUGGCUAGAAGAUAUGGAUGUGGUGGCGAUAAGUGAAUUCGGGAGGCUUGAAAUUGCAAGAUCAUCGACGUCAAGGCAAAGAAUGAAAAAGUUAAGGGCUUGGCUUAAGAAAAAUCACCAACUGGCCUAUGUAAAAUUCUUGAUUCUGAUCUCUCAAUUAGAGGGUUUUGAUUUUGGAUGCUCUUCCUCUGAAUUUAAAAUAGUUAGGCCUCGUUUGCGCGAUGAUUAUGAUCAUCUCACCCUUUAUGCUAGGCUUGGUCUCUACUGCUACAAUUUUCACAAGGGGACAGACUUUAAGUUUGUGCGCUGGGAAAAGUAUAAUACUAUGUACACUUGUGACUUGGACUACUACAUAACUCUGGAGGCAAUGGAUCCGGCCUCCAACUCUGUCUUCUCUUUUCAGAUUUUGUUCAGCGAUGCUGGAUGUAUAGACGAGGACACCUAUGUUGUAGAUACCUGGAGGAUCUUUGCCUGCAGACCCACAUGUAACAAGUCUGUGGAUGAUUAUUGGGAUCGUGAUGAAGAAAUAGAUCCUUUCUACACAGGUGAAAUGCCCAAAUGGUUGUCUGAUGAGGCCUUGACCAAUGACAAUAAAAAGUAUUACGUGGUGCAAGAAUCAGAGCUGCAUGAGAAUGAAUGGCUGCAUCUAUUCAUCGAGAUCGCAUUCUACUCCAAAGCCAAAACAAAUCCUGAAUUGGUGGAGAUCAACAAGGUAGUUGUAGAAACUAAAGAAGAUUACAUAACUGAGGCGCGCGAGAAGCUCCACGCAGAGAAUGCAAUAUUUUACAUUAGUUACAAGUAUACAGGUGUUUCGUCAAGCGGUCUCGCUGGUGAUCACAAAGCUAUCAUAAGGAAAACCAUGGAUGGGAUAACAGAACAUAUGAGUCUUGAAGUUGCUUCUGAACACGGGUGAUCACAAAGCGAUUGUAAGUAUAGGACAAGAAUCAGAUGUUUGUGAUUGACUUUGUGUUAAUGUCUACAACUCUAGGGACUAGAACGAGUGGGAUCUAUAUAUGUAUAUUAGCCUUCGCUGUGGGCUAUAUGUUUGCAAUGCAUACUAGUAAUUUGUAUGAUAAUCAAUCAAACAAGCUGUA